Messenger RNA from Rubroshorea leprosula, 581 nucleotides. The record is from the annotation of a GenBank genome assembly. Lineage: Eukaryota; Viridiplantae; Streptophyta; Magnoliopsida; Malvales; Dipterocarpaceae.
CUCUCCACCAAAAAAAAGAAAAAACCCAGAUAUUUGGAUUCCUUGAACCUAUGUUGUUGGGUUCCACUGAACCCAAAUUGCUGGGUUCCCUCAAACUAAAUCUGGGUUCAAACAAAACCAGGUAGCUAGGGUUUUAGAGUGUGGUAGAAAUCGUGGGUGCAUGAUCAACCCUUCGACAAAGGCUAUGGGGGAUUCAUCGGUUGUUUUCUAUCCUUCCCGUGUUGUUUCCAGUGGAGGUUUGAUAUCCGGCACAGAAGGUGAGCAAAUAGAGGGGUUUCUUUGGCAACUAGGUCUUAGGGUUGCCCUCGUGAGAAUCCACCUUUUCACGUGUCUGCGCAAGGUGCCUUCUUGGUGGUUUGCUGGGUAGAGGAGUGAGGGGUUGAUGGCAGCGGCUUGUGACAAGGAGUUCGAGUGGUGUCUGACACUAAACUGGAUGCAGGUUGGGUAUGUAGAAACUUUGUUGGUUUGGGGUUGCUUGUUUCACAGAGCUAGGAAGGUUGGGGUGGUGGUAAUUGGUUUUUUGGUCGGGAUUAAUUGGAAUCCUAUGUGAAGCUCUGUGUGAAUACAGAUCUAGUUUCGAA